AUGGGACUGUCGCUUCUUCGCAAGACCGCAUCUCCCCAUGACACCCUCUUUUACACGGUCUGUGUCAAUUCAAUGGCCUACAAGUUCAUAAAUUGCCUGUUGAUGGAUGAGGAUGAUGGCCAGCUUUCCCAGAUGCUACGGGAACGCGCUGCGAAGUACAAGCGAACUGCCCAGAAUGCGUUGAGGAGAAUCCCACUCCUGACAUCACCUUCCCUUGCUCUUUUACAGGCCACUCUUUGCGGCAUUUUCCUAUGCCAGGGGUCAGGUGAGACUCAGCUGUGCUGUGAUUUGACGCGCGUUGCUUGUAGGGUUUGCGUUGAUCUUCGCCUCCAUGCAGCCGCCAAUUCGCAAGGUGUAACUGAAGAAGAGUACUUCUGCGUCAUGUGGUGCUAUAUGCUUGACAGAAACUAUGCCUGGAAGCUUGGAAGAUUCGACUGUUUCCUCAGUGUUGUACCAGGCAUCGAUGAUACUCCAGUCUCGGAGCUUUUCUCCAUUUACAUGGAGCUGGCGCAUGUACAAAGUGUGCUGAUUCCCUUCCUUAAUGACGAAUCUUUCUCGGAAAGAGAAACGGCAGGCCAAUCCUUUAGCCAUGUCUCACCUCCCUCGCCGCAGUGGAAAGGCCUGGAUGUCCGCUGCGAAGUCGCGGCCCUCGAUUUCGGCUUCCAUUCAAUCAUGACCACCAUCCUCCACUUGACCCAAGUGAAGUCGGGUGAGAUCCAUGGCGCUGGAGAGCUGUACCUCCAGUCAGCCCGCCAGGAGCUCUCGGCACUGGUAAGUCUGUGUCGACCAAGCGAUCACCAAAGAACUGCUGCCUUUCUGCACUGGACUUUGCUGUACUAUCCUCUGACCGCCUGCUUCGUCCUAUUCUGCAACGCCGUCGCGACAUCCCAUCUAGGUGACUUUCACCUUUUAAAGACGGUCGCGAACUGCUUGAUACAAAGCGGGACAGUCAGUCAGCCAAUUGCCACACUGCAGCGACUAUUCCAUGAAUUUGUCUUGCUAUCCCAGACCUUCAUCAGUGGACCAGGCUCAAUGGCGCCUGUAGAUGACGGAGUUCUCGAGAAGCGAUCCAACCUCACACAAGAGCCCACUCCCCCUUGUAGCUCACUGUCCCUGUACGGGAUAGACUCUGCACCUGGACAGGAGACGACGUUAUCAGGCGCAGACGACUAUUUCUACAGUUCGUCAUCUUCUGUGUUCGAUCAGAUGCUGUCUCCAGGCGAGCUGGCAUUCCUCAAUGGAUCGCAUUCCGAAGGGAAUCUCGCUAGUGAGAUGUAUGGCUAUCAGCAAUGUAAUUUAUGGUCCAGUUGA
Messenger RNA from Aspergillus fumigatus Af293, 1311 nucleotides. RefSeq names its product transcription factor domain-containing protein. Gene Ontology annotation, biological process: DNA-templated transcription. The transcript has 4 exons. NCBI's taxonomy places the organism in Eukaryota, Fungi, Ascomycota, Eurotiomycetes, Eurotiales, Aspergillaceae. The record is from RefSeq and is a predicted model, not a curated record. Gene Ontology annotation, molecular function: zinc ion binding; DNA binding. Bases 1 to 1311 code for a protein of 436 amino acids.